AUGCAUGUGGAAAUGUAGUUGGAGACAGUAGAAUUUAUGGCGCCGGUUUCCCAGACAGAUUAAGGGCUUUAAAUUUCAAGGUCAUUUACGACUUAGCCGACAUAUACAGCGUUUACAAUGAAUGCAUUCUCCGCUAAUGCAGGAACAUUGCCUUUAAAUUUCUAUCGCCCUGUAGCGCAGCUCUUCAGCGCUACGGAUUGAAUCCAGCCCUAAACCUAUUCCUAGACUAAAAAGCACUUUCAAUGGAGAUUCUCCAUUGAGCUUGCUCGUUAGUCCAGGACUAGGCUUAAUCUGUGUCUGGGAAACCGCCCCAUGGAAUCUGAGGCCUCACAACAAACAUCUGUUCCCAGGGAGAUGAAUAAGAGGCUAACAGAAGAGCAGGCCAGGAAGACAUUUGACCGGGCCAUGAAGCUGGAGCAGGAGUUUGGCGAGUUUUUCACAGGUACAGUAUCCAUGAGUUAAAGAUGCACAAUGUUGCUCUUUUUAGACAAAAGAGAUGUGAAAGUUGUAGUCUGUCAAUUUCAGUGCAACCCGUGUUGGUGUAUACAGUUCUGGGGCGUCAUUUCUCAACCUUCUAUAGAUUUCACAUAAUUUUGGCGCACAUUGAGAUCCUACAAUUAGAGGGAACAUUGCAUACGCCACAAAUUGGUGUUCAUCUAAAUGAUAUGAUAAAGCAGAUCCAUACUGUAAUUCUGCGCAUGUGAAUGAGCAUUACAACCCUGCCUGGAUAAUGCCCUUUAUUCAACUUUUAUGGUGACAAAUAAUGCCCUCAUUUGCUGUAUGAUAAGGAACAAUUGGAACAAAGCCGCUGCAGUAAAAAAAAAAAAAAAACAGCAAUAGUAAAUUUGAUAAAUUGUUUUAGAGAAUUGUUUUAAGUGUUUCAACCUAACCUGUGGUAGUAAAUGUCACCACAAUAUAUUCUAUGGGUGAAAUGUAUUGUUCUCACUAACAGUAUGUACAUGACUAAAAAUAAAUUCCUUCUUGGUGGACAGUGAGCAAUUUUAUUCUAUUAGAAAAUAAUUGCUAAAUGGCUAGAUCUGUCUGUACUAAAUGUCUCCCCUUGUUUUGCAGCCCUUGUUCAAGGAGACACCUUAGAAGAAAUUUAUAACCACUGCAAAAUGGUGAUAGAGGAGCAUUCUGGACCCUACAUCUGGAUCCCAUCAAAGGAGAAAUUAUGA
Molecule: messenger RNA, 1178 nt
Organism: Coregonus sp. 'balchen'
Lineage: Eukaryota; Metazoa; Chordata; Actinopteri; Salmoniformes; Salmonidae
Source: the annotation of a GenBank genome assembly